AUGACCAAAGCCGAAUUAGGUCAACUAAAGUCGUUCAAGCCCUUGCCUGGAAUAUACUCAAUGAAUGAAUCUGUCCUCUCUUCAUCAAGCUAUUUUGGUUUUCAGACGGCAAUCGCAUACGCUUUUGCAAGUCCAACCGGAAGACCGAAAUCAAAGGUUCAAUUUUAUAGGUUCGGAUGCACUCCUUUGAUACAAUAG
This is a messenger RNA of Penicillium salamii, 198 nucleotides long. Lineage: Eukaryota; Fungi; Ascomycota; Eurotiomycetes; Eurotiales; Aspergillaceae. The record is from the annotation of a GenBank genome assembly.